Messenger RNA from Aspergillus nidulans FGSC A4, 1290 nucleotides. RefSeq names its product phosphoribosylaminoimidazolesuccinocarboxamide synthase. The transcript has 3 exons. The record is from RefSeq and is a predicted model, not a curated record. NCBI's taxonomy places the organism in Eukaryota, Fungi, Ascomycota, Eurotiomycetes, Eurotiales, Aspergillaceae. Gene Ontology annotation, molecular function: phosphoribosylaminoimidazolesuccinocarboxamide synthase activity. Gene Ontology annotation, biological process: 'de novo' IMP biosynthetic process; purine nucleotide biosynthetic process; purine ribonucleotide biosynthetic process. The coding region runs from base 1 to 903 and encodes 300 amino acids.
AUGGAAACUACCCUCACAACAACCGACCUCCAGGGUUCGCUGCCUCUCAUCGCUCGCGGCAAAGUUCGCGACCUGUACCAAGUCGACGACAAAACCCUCCUCUUCGUCGCAACAGAUCGCAUCUCCGCCUACGAUGUGAUUAUGGAAAAUGGAAUCCCACAAAAAGGCGUCCUCCUGACCCUUUGCACGCGCAAGUGGUUUGAAAUCCUCACGGCAGCCCUCCCCUCCCUCCGCACGCACUUCAUCACACUUGACCUCCCCCCGCAGAUCCCCGAGUCAUUGCAUCCUGUGCUGCAGAACCGCGCCAUGCAGGUCCGUAAGUUGCGCAUCCUGCCCAUUGAGGCUAUUGUGCGCGGGUAUAUCACCGGCUCCGCGUGGAACGAGUAUAAGAAGACUGGCACGGUUCAUGGCAUUCCAAUUAAAGAGGGCCUGAGGGAGAGUGAGGCGUUCCCUGAUGGGCCGAUUUAUACGCCUAGUACAAAGGCGGAGCAGGGGGAGCAUGAUGAGAAUAUCCAUCCGGAUAAAGCCGUCGAAAUCGUAGGGGAACCGUACGCAUCGAAAAUCGCCGAGCUCGCUGUGACGCUUUACAAGACCGCGCACGCCUACGCGCUUACUCGGGGCGUGAUCAUCGCAGAUACGAAGUUCGAGUUUGGCGUUGACGAGGAGACGAACGAGGUCGUUCUGGCGGACGAGGUGCUCACGCCAGACUCGUCUCGGUUCUGGCCAAAAGAUUCGUACGAGGUCGGCCGUGGACAGCAGAGCUUCGAUAAGCAGUUCCUGAGAGACUGGUUGGUGAAGGAAGGGCUUAAGGGCAAGUCUGGCGUGCGGAUGACGGAUGAAAUUGCGCAGAAGACGAGUGAAAAGUAUAGGGAGGCUUGGGAGCGGAUCACUGGGGGAAACUAAGAUCUGCGCUGGCUGGUCUGUGAGUUUCGUAAUUUGUGUUCUUAUAUUGGAAAAUAUAAUGGUAUAUGUGUACUGUACAAUCCUGAGACUUUUCAGUCGCUUAGUCCCACUCAUCGCGUAGCCCCUUCAGCCCCUUUGGCUUGUGCUCUUGCUUCCCAUGUUUCUCAAGUUUGGCGUCAUCCGAUGCAACCCACCCCGUUCGGACACCCUCAUCAACAGGUAAGGCAGCUGUUCCGCAAAUUCGACGCUCCUCCUCAAUCUCGGCUUCACUCAUCCCGUUUGUAGCCCAGAUACGAUGUAUGCGAAGAUCAUAAGGGCCUUCGACCCGAUCGGUUAAACCAAUGCCCACACUCUUCACUCGCUGUCUGAUGAUCGAAGUCUGAGGCU